AUGGGGGUGAAGAAUCUGUGGGACAUCCUCGAAUCAUGCAAAAAAAUUCUUCCUCUCCAUCAUCUUCAGUAAGUGUUAUCGAGGCCAGGGUGUUUAGGCUUGGAAUUUGCAUCUGCGGCUGAUGCACCUAUUUCUACGUAUACUUUUUUCUGUUCUUUCCGUCCUGCUCCAGGAACAAGAGGCUGUGCGUGGAUCUCUCAUGUUGGAUGGUUCAGUUUCGUCACGCGUGUAGAUCCCCGGCCUGCGUGAGAGAUAAGCUUUACCUGCAGAGCCUCUUCCACAGGAUCAGAGCUCUCGUUGCUUUGAAUUGCAGCCUCAUUUUUGUUACCGGUACGUUAUAUAUUUAUUUAUUUUUAAUUUUGCCUUUUUCUCUCUGUCACACUUCCGCUUUUCUGAGGUUUGUUCCUGGGAAUUGGACGUGAGCGUAGUCCUCGUUUCCUCUUCGGUUAACUGAGGUCAUCCAUUCUCCCUUCAGCUACUACGAAUUGUUUUCUAAAGAGAACAGCUCUUGAUAAAUGCUUUUGCGUCGAAGGUACCUUUUCUGGGGAGUUCAAUCAGUGGCAAAUGCGUCGCUAGUGACUCGGGAUAGUGGAAGAGUAAAUGCAAUAAAAAGGUUUUACGCGCUUGGGCAUGGUUCUGAGACUGGCAUUGGGAUGCGGCCAUUCCUAUUUGUAAGAGAGAAAAUCACAAACAGUAGAAAUGUACUGGGAAUAUUAUGCGAUCUUUCCUUGAUACAUAGGUAAGAUGCACGGGAGACUCAUGAAAGAAUACGAAUGCGCAACCUCCGAGAUGGGAAACAUAAGUUUUAUGUCAGAUAGCUGGACAGCGCCGUCAAAAGCUGUGUUACAGGCGCAUAUGCUUUCCAAAAAUUUCAGGCAGUCACAGGAAAUGUUUGAGGGAAAGGAACACAUUUCAAUUCUGUCAAUCAGAGGGAAUUUCGAGCCCUUUUGAUUUUUUAGCUUUACUCCUGAACUUCUUACGGCGCGGUUCUGGAGAAUCGCUAAGGUAGAUGGCAAUCUCUGCCUAAGGAUCACCGUAGGCAAAUACAUAAACAGGAAGGCUAUCAGUACUUCUCUCAUUUCUCCUGUCUUGAAGAACAUCCAGCUGGUAGAAUGUUUGGAAGUUGGAGUCAUAUUUGUGGCUAAAUGUGAUUGAAAAGCAGGGAUCUUAAUAGAUAAAUUAUGGAGAGAUAUCCCCUCCGUAUCAUCCAGAAUGUUUUCUACGCUGCAUGUAAAUUGGAGUUGUUAAAUGUCUUCGAAAUAUGCAUCGAGAGAACUCAACUCUUUAAUACUACAAGAUUUGUGUGCUUAACAUAAGGAGAUGGUUUUAUGUGUUAAGACCGCUGUGUUGAUUAUCUUUUUGAAAGUUACUUAUCUUUAUUAUUUGGUACCCCGUAAUAGGAGAAUACAAGAUUAAGUCGCUGUUGAGUUUCUCCAUAUCUCAUCUUGAUUGUACUUUCUCCGUUGUGUCUGGUUUUCUGAUCUGAAGCGCUCGAGUUUCUACUCUUUUUUUGAAAAAAAUCACCUCCAUUUUCUAUACAUCAUAAAGAAUGAAAAAUCUGUGCUAAUAUCAGGAAUAAUUUUUUAUCAGACAAAAAAAUCCUUGCAACAAAGGGCACUCAAUAUUAAAAACUGGGAGAUAGAAGAGGACGUGAGAUGAGGGUGAGUAAAUUUCUAAUUCAUCAAAUACUGUUUUUCCCCGGAGGGCUAUGUGUAGAGUUUCAAACGUCUGUUUUUAUGAAUUCCAAUAGCCUACAGUCUUCAAAUCCAUAGAGCCUAGUUUCACUAAGCCUUAAAGAUGGGAAGACAACACUCUAUUGACGUUUUACUAGAAGAGUGAAAGACAACUACUAAAGACUCUAUUGUUGGGUACAGAUGACUGACUUUCAUCUCAAAAAAUAAUUCCCCUUGGGGCUUUGUGGAGUUUACAUCGACCUCAAGUAGAUUCCCAAAAGUUGGCUUUUGAUGAAUUCCACUAACCUGCGGUUUUUAAAUCCCAAGAGCCAACCUUCAUUAAACCUGGAGGAUGGAAAGGCAAAGUUCUCUUGUCGCUCAGCUAGAAACGUGAAAAACAGCUAUUAAAUCGAGAUGACUGUGAUUCUCGUCUUGGAGCAUCUUCAGACGGUUGACCAACCAUUCUGAUUCCCCUCAGGUUAUACCUUCGUUGGUUGAAAGGUACUUUGUUCUUGAAGGAUUAGGUUAUGGCUAAAGUCUGAAAAGACUUCCUAUUUCUGGUUUGUUUCAGCAUCGUCACCUGGAUAGAAGCCUGACACUCUCCUCAACACAUCUUACUGAUCAAUAAUAUGCUCUGUGGAAAUACAUUUAUGCGACUAACUGCAUAUUUUGUCUCUAUUAUCCAGUAGGUUGAUUUUAUUUGUUUUUGUUGUUGCUCAUUGUAAAUUUCAAAAGUGUACAUGACCCACAUCAUGCUUACCAUUUCACCUUAUAAUGGAGGUAUGCACUAUAAGGAGAAAAAUGUCUGGUUGAGAAUCAGACAAAUCUACAGCGUCCAUAUGUGACAGAUUCUGAAUUGAGCAUGAAGAGUUACCCUUUCCCUUUCUGCAGAUGGGUCGAUUCCUGCAAUAAAACUGAGUGCAUACAGGCGCAGGCUGGGAUCCAGUUUUGAGGUAUUGAGGCCGAUUUCUCCAGAACUAUCUCUCAUUUUUCAACUGUCUUGAUUUGUUUACAUUUGAUAAAAAAAACACCAUGAACUCAAUAGGCUGCUGGGGAAGAACAAAAUUUCCAUAUUGUUCAUUCACUUCAGAGAAACAGAGGCUCUGAGUUUUCAUGUAUGAUAAAAGAGGCAAAAGCUUUGGGAAUGGCUUUUGGAAUCCCUUGCUUAGAUGGGUAAGCUUCACCAAACUUUACAAGAUUGCCUAGAUUCUUAUUAUUUUUUAUUUAUUUUUUUGGUUAGCAAAUAUUUUCAUUUGUUCUAUUUACCUUGACUGUUAUACGAGGGGAAUUUUUCACGACAAGAUGAUGUAAAAUAUCAUAACCAGUAGCUAUGUUACAUCAUCUAGCCGCCUGUGGUAGAGCACUUUGUCUGAAGACCUGUAGACCGUCAACUUAUUUUCCGGAUGAUAGUUUUUUUAAUAUUCUGCUGGUUCUAGAAGUACUGCACAUGGUCAUUGUUCCUAAUACUAUAUAAGAAGUGAAUGUAGCGAUUGAGGUACCACUAUCAAGAAAAAAACAUUACGAAUAAUGCCCCCUUUUUAUUAAUAGCCUACAUUUCAUUAUAUCCGCAUCCUACUGAGAAAUAAUGAAGAAAAUUCGUAACACUACAGGAUGUCCAACGUAUCAAAUAAACAAGUUAGCGUCGUAACACCUGUUUGCUAUCUUGAUUGUUUUUUUUCUUAAGACAAGCUUAUAAGCGAAACUACUAACUUUGAAUAUGAUUCCGAGGAUGAUUUUUUAAUUUGCACGCAGUCUCAAUUUAAGGAGGAAUCAUCUACUUUAUGAUUCCACAGGCAGGGUAGAUACUGAUUCGAUGUGUAAAGUAGAAAUUCUUCCCAUCAUCUCUUCUAGGAAAAUGGCAUAUAAACAAGUUAUAUAGUGCAUGAAUCCUUCAUUAUCUUGUAAGUACUUUUUCAAGUGAAACCUCUUAACUAAUUUCCAUGAUGGAACAAGUAGGUUGCAAAGGUUUUUCCAUUGGGACUGUUUUGUUCAAGGUUGCAGUGUUUGCUAAUAAACAAAAAAAUGAUGUUAGUUUUCAUCAACAGAUAGAUUUAAAAUGGCAUUCUUGUCUUCAUCAAACGUUGAUUGUAGAAAUAUUGUAGUGCCAUGAGGUGGUGUUUCUACCUUUUUAUCCGUAUUUGAUUUUUUUCUAAAAUGAGAAAGGGCUUUUCUGUCUUAUUUCAUCAGCGUUUGAUUCUGAUUUUGGGAACUUCCGCUGAUUAAGAAAGGGAAGAAAUAAUAUUAAUUCCCCUUACCAUACCUUCUUCUGGUGGAUAGAAUCUAAAGAUAACCCUUGUGAUUUUUUCCAAUUUGAGAAUUCGGGAGAAUUUUAUUUUAUAGAAAACGCUCGACUGAACUAACCAAAAACCUUGAUGUGGUUAUACUUAAAUUUUUUAUUUAAUAUUGAAUUUUUUUUGGCGAAAAUAUAACUUGAACAGAGUUGAGGAAGCAGAAGCCCAGUGUGCCUCUUUGAACUUGGGGAAUUUUUGUGUAAGUGGGUUUACUACUGUAUUCAAUAAUUUCAAUACAAAGUGCAGAGCUUUAAUUGCAACCAUCGUCUCCAGGAUGGAUGUUUCACUGCUGAUUCAGAUAUCUUCCUUUUUGGUGCAAGGAUUGUCUACAGGGACAUCAUCUUGGGUAACUGAAUUCCAUAAUUGAAACUUUAGUUUAGGACUGAGGGUUUUCAAAUGAAAGCACUGCUGAAUUUUCUUAUUUUCAUCGUUUAGGAGACAAUGGUUAUGUUAUUUGUUAUGACAUGGUGGAUAUAGAGCAAAAGCUUGGAUAUGGAAGGAACACAUUGGUAAGUUCUACUUUGCUUCCCAAAUCUUCUUGCAGCUGUGGCUCUUUGGCACGAACCCGACCGUAGUAUUUCCAUAACUGUAUCAAAUGAACUAGACGACAAGAUUUAUUAAUACGAUUCUGUUCCAUUGUACCUAUUGGACACAUUGGUGGCCAACAGUAGUUUCAAACUUUUAGCUCUGGAAGUAAGAACUUAGGCCUGGUUAUUCAUAGAAUUUUGUUUCCCAUUUGUUGGCAAUGGAAACAUUCCGAUUCAAACUAUGGUAGAUUAGAAUCUUCCUCAGUACAUCUAAUCCAUUUUGCUUGUGAUCGAAUUUUGCUUCAAACACUGCAUUAGACAACACAAGUUCCUAAUGUAACUUGACAUGUGUUAAAAAAAAUGCUCAUUUAUGAUAUAAUUUGUUCGUCUUUAUUAUCUUCACCAUCUCAUUAGUGAAUUUUUUGCCUGUUGUGGGUUUUAGUUGCCACCUGUUCCCAAAAAUGUCACUAGCCUUUUCAGUCGGUCGCAUAUUUUGAGCUCCUUAUCUAUUAUGACUAUCCUGGCAUAAUCAAUUUGUACUUUACUGUGGGAAAGACCGUAUCCUUAGGAGUUUUGCUCUUAGUUGGUCAGUUUCCUAUUUUUUUAGAGUUUCUUUAUUUCGUGACCCUUGUAUAUAUCUAGUAGACAUCUAUGAUGUGAAUAAUAAGCAGAUUUUUUUUCUACUAUAUAUCCUCCUAGGGUUUGCGUCAAUAUAUAGUUUCUGAUAAUUACGAUGGAUGUUUUACGUCUUUUUCCAAUGUAAAAUAUUUUAACCGAAUUGCUGUUAUCAGCCCUCGACUACUACCAGAGGAAAAUAAUACUUGAUUUCAAACUUGCUGACUUGUCAUCCCUAUCACCGCUACCUGAUUAUGCAACGUUGGCACACUUUUUUUUCAUACAGAUAACAUCUAGUGGGAUGAACACUGAUAUAAGGUUCAAAUCAUUGACUUACUGUUGCUAUGUCGUGCUUUUGCUUAUUAAAAUAACCAACCUGACUGGAUCUGAACAAGAAUUUCUUAAUUUUCCUGGAUUAUAUGCUUAUGCGGUUGUAUGCUAAUAUGCUUUGCUUAUAUGGUUGUAUGCUACAGAGCAGAUUUGUUGCUUUAAGGUUACGAUUCUCUGUUAACCAGACAUUUUUACCAUUACUAACGCCAAACUAUUUACUCAUGCGGCAUGUUUUGUAUUAUUCUCUUGAUAAUCACGUGGACAUAAGAAGGUACCUAAAUAUAUAAUUCCUUAGAAUCCGUACCACUCACUCCAUUCCUUGGCAUCUUCUCCUCUUGCAGCUUGUCUGUAAGUCCUAUUGCCUGGCAGCUUAAACUAAACUUUUUACCUUUUCACUAUAUAGAAGUGAAGGCAAACCCAUGUGAUGCUAAGAUUAAUUUAUGUGAAUCUAUCAUAACACCUGGAUUAAAAAUUAUGAGUCCUAUGUUCACUUCAUCUUGCAAUAUAAUGUUUUAGUUUACUAUAGAAAAUCUUAGAAGGCGUCACCCCUUCUAUUUAUUUUUUUACAUAGGAGGAUAUGGAAACGUUGGUUUAUGGCAUCUGUCUACUUGAUAAUUACAGACGUGUAACGAUGUCUUUAGCUGAUUUUCCCAGAUUUCUUUGGCCGUCCUUCUCGGUAGUGACUAUUAUCAAGGAGUACGUGGGUUUGGGCCAGUAAGUUCUGUUUAACAUGAUGUUUGAUGCGAAAUGAUAAAGAACGGUAUUUUAUUUUUUUCCUGCUCCUUCUGAUCCUAUCCUUCUUAAUUGGGAUAAUUCAUGAUGCAGGAAACAGCAUGUCAGCUAGUUAAAUCAAUAGGAGAUGAUACCAUUCUUGAGAGGAUUAUAUCAGGGAAACUUACAUUUAUGAAGGUGACACAAAGGACCAAGAAGAAGGGCAAGGCAUUCAUGUGCCAUACUAACAAUAAUCAGAAUUCAGAGAAUGUGCGAAAUUUAGGUCAAGACUCUAUAAAAGUGCUUUAAAUUCUAAAUUGGUCUUGUUUUGGUGACUCCCGUGUUGCCUCGAAAAGCAUUUUAUAACUUUAGCGCGUAGUUAGAUUCAUGUAGUUGAGAAUGAAUCCUUUAAAAUGAGAUAAUUUGCCUUAAUUAAUAAUUGUUUAUCUAUUCAUAUCCCGCUUACCACUCUCAAAUUUUGAUACAUGUGACACAGCAUUUGAUCUCUGGUAGUUCACAUAUGUUGACGAUACGGCUCAGCGACUUGUCUCAUUGUAAUUUCGAUAUCCAUAUUCCGUCUUGUUUUCUUGAGUAUCAUCUUUCUCAAACUAGAUUAUGACAACAUCAAAUCCCAUUUUCACUGAACACAAAGGAUGGAAUCAAUCUUUCCCGUUGAGAGGGUCGAAUAUUAGGAUCAUUUAUUACAGAGUAUUCACAAUUUUGAUUUGAAAUAAUCUGUCGUCCUGAUCUCUGUUAUCAGGGUCUUAAGUCUUUCUCAUUCGCUGCCAUCAUUUCAUUUUGGUUGAUACUUGUCCUCUGGCGUUCUCACAGGCAGAGAAUGCCACGAAUUGAGUGAUCAGUUCCUAGAAGUGAUUCAUGCAUAUUUGAAGCCAAAAUGCCAUUCCCCAGACUCAGAGGCAGUUAAAAGGUAAAACAGUACUAUAUCAUAUGGACUCGUUUUUUAUCAAUUAACUAUAAAGAGAAUGCUGUGGUAAAAUCCAUCUCGGGGCUAUUUCUUUCCACACCUUGAUGAUAUUUGUCAGCUGGGUGGUGAAUCAACGCAAAUCUCACUUUUUUACUCUUCAAUGCUUUAAUUUUCCUGCUGGAAGAUUUUGCUCUCAGCUCCUGCCACACACCCUAUUUCCUAUGAUCUGAUGUUCCCUGCUGCUAAACGCGAGAACAGGGUUUGUGGGUCUGUCGGCUCCAUCCAUCCUCCUCCAUUGACGAGGUUUCCAUGUGAUCCAUGGCUUCUGCUGGCGUUCCUGGGGUGGCAUGUGCUCUGGUUUGACUUUGACUGGGUGAUGCAUGCAGCCAGGUCAAUGUGGUCUGGUUUGACUUUGACUGGGUGAUGCAUGCAACCAGGUCAACUGGGUUUCCCAAAUGAGGCGUAGGUGAGCAAUCCAGUGUCUGACCGCUGACUCUGCCAUCCUCUCCAAACAGAAGGUCAACCUUAGGUUGCAGAAACUACGGCUUGUUUCGACCUCAUUACUCAGUACCCAUGGUGGAACCUGCCUCACUCUGAGCCUUAUUCUCCACUUGGCCUGCUAUAAUCUUGAGCCGAGGAAACUACAUGAAACAUCCAGAUUUAUUCUUGUGGCCCGAUUGGUCAACCCCGAGGUCGCCUGAUUUAUUCCUCCUGCCCUCUCAGAUUGCUUUCUCACCUCCCAUUUCGCCAAUCUCUGCUUCAAGAAAUAUGUGAGACGCAUUUCCACUGGGAUUCUGACAAGACAGGUGAGUUGACAUCUGCUCUGAACAUCUUCUUCCAUCUGUUUCAUUAAGACUUUCAUAUCAAUUACCCCCCCCCACCCCCUUGAGCAUACGAACUACGAUAUCAAGUCCUCUCCUUGCAUUGCCUCAGACCGGUACAUCCUCCCCAAGAUCGCCGAGAGGAACCUCCGGAUCUUCGCCAACUUCCGCGCCACCUCCGAGGAUCUGGGCGUUCGGAUCCCUCUGCAUGAGGUGAGUUCUUUAACCCAUGAACCAUUUUAUCAGGCUCUCGCAAUUCUUCCUCAGAUGAAUCUGCUCCAGAUGCCCAUCGCUUACCCGCCCUUCGCCAUCGUCAAGGAGAGGAGGCUGCUUGGAAGAGCGUGCUUCGAGGUCUCUUGGCAGGGCUUCGACAGGCCCCUCACAUCCACCGUGCCUGCUGAUCUCGUGAAGAGGUGAGACGAAAUCUGAUAGUUCUAUGUUUCAUCCCAUGUUCUUUGCAAGAACAGACGGAUGAACAUGAUCAGAUCCCUCGGCUAAAUGGUUCGUUCCUUCCUUCAUUCCUCCUGUUGGACAGUGCCUGCCCCGAGAUGGUGGCCGAGUUCAUGGCGAAGAAAGAAGAAGACAGGAGGCAGAAGAGAAGGCCCAGGCCGAAGCCCGCCGAGGGAGCGCCGCCACUCGCCGGCGGCGUCGAUCUCCAGCUCCUAGCGCUGUCGCUGACCGAAGAGCAAGAGAACGGGCCCUCCGACUCGGAGAGACGGGACCAGCCGGCGGCGCUGGUUGACCUCUCCACCCCAUCGCCGCCGCUCCGCCUUCGCAAGCUUGCGAAGCAACGAGGCGCCUCCGGUCAGCUCGCCGGCGCCAUCGACAUCGACUCCUCCGACUCGUCGCCGGAGAAGGCGGAUGGAGAUCCCUCGAGCCGCCAUUCUGAGCUCGUGGAUGCGACGACUCCGCCGCCGCCGCCGUGGGAAGGAGAAUGCGACGGGAAGCAAGUCAACGGUGGCGGGUCGGAGGAAGAUCAACGGGUCGCCGUGAUUGACAUCGUGGACUCCGAGAGCGACGCCUCGCCGGAGAACCGACGCAAGGCGAGUGACCAACUUUAUGAGAGCGUCGAUGGGGAUUUAUAUUAA
Messenger RNA from Spirodela intermedia, 8981 nucleotides. NCBI's taxonomy places the organism in Eukaryota, Viridiplantae, Streptophyta, Magnoliopsida, Alismatales, Araceae. The record is from the annotation of a GenBank genome assembly.